Hypanus sabinus (Atlantic stingray) is the source of this 3676-nucleotide messenger RNA. RefSeq names its product mannosidase, alpha, class 2B, member 2 (gene man2b2). The record is from RefSeq and is a predicted model, not a curated record. Gene Ontology annotation, molecular function: carbohydrate binding; alpha-mannosidase activity. NCBI's taxonomy places the organism in Eukaryota, Metazoa, Chordata, Chondrichthyes, Myliobatiformes, Dasyatidae. The transcript has 19 exons. Bases 175 to 3285 code for a protein of 1036 amino acids. Gene Ontology annotation, biological process: mannose metabolic process. Gene Ontology annotation, cellular component: lysosome.
UUACACUCGGUUAAACAUUAAUACCAUUUGCUUCGUAACGGGUCAGAAACAUUGUCCUUUGAUUACUUUUUAGAUAAACUGGUCUGUGUCUCUUUUGCACUGAACAAUUGGACGCGUUCUCUUUCCGUAUUCAAUUUUGCGCUUCCCCAGAAAGGCGGAAGGAAUGUUGCAACAAUGAAAGGCUUUGGAGUGUUUGUUACUGUAACCGUUUUUGGAACUCUGCUGUGUCUCAGCGUUCGAGGGGCGACGCGGCGGCUUGGCGGACACUCGGGCAAAAAUAAUGUCAUCCAGGCAUUCGUCGUUCCUCACAGUCACAUGGACGUUGGUUGGGUUUACACCGUGGAGGAGAGUAUGCAUGCAUAUGCAGCCAAUGUUUACACCACUGUUGUGGAGGAACUGGUAAAGAAGAAACAGCACAAAUUUAUUGCUGUAGAGCAAGAGUUCUUUCGACUCUGGUGGGAUAAGGUAGCCACUGAUACACAGAAAAAGCAGGUGCAUCAGUUGCUGGAGGAGGGGCAGUUAGAGUUUAUCAUCGGAGGACAAGUAAUGCAUGAUGAAGCAGUAACAGAACUCAGUUCCCAGAUCUUGCAACUCACAGAAGGGCAUGGCUUCCUAUACGAAACAUUUGGAAAACGACCUCAGUUUUCGUGGCAUGUGGACCCCUUUGGUGCCUCAGCCACCACACCCAUAGUAUUUGCUUUGGCUGGUUUUAAUGCUCACCUCAUCUCUCGCAUUGACUAUGAUGAAAAGGACAUGAUGCAGAAAAAGAAGAAACUUCAGUUUGUCUGGCAAGGUUCUCCCUCUUUGGCUGAGAAACAGGAGAUCUUCACUCAUACAAUGGAUCAAUACAGUUACUGUGUUCCAGCUUCCCUGCCAUUUUCCAACAGAUCUGGCUUUUAUUGGAAUGGAAUUGCAGUGUUUCCUGACCCUCCUAAAGAUGGAAUUUACCCUAAUAUGAGUCUCCCAGUGACCGCUCAGACAAUUCACGCCUAUGCAGAGACCAUGGUAGCAAACAUAAAGGAGAGGGCAGCCUGGUUCAGAUCCAAUCACGUUCUGUGGCCGUGGGGCUGUGACAAGCAGUUUUUCAAUGCCUCUGUACAGUUUGAGAACAUGGAUCCAUUAAUGGAUUAUGUCAACCAACAUGGAGAUAAAUUUGGAGUCACAGUGCAAUAUGCAACAUUGAGUGAAUAUUUUCAAGCAAUUCACAAUGCAAACCUGACUUGGGACAUCCGAAAGAGUCAGGAUUUUCUCCCUUACUCCUCAGAGCCAUUUCAGGCCUGGACUGGAUUUUAUGCCUCCCGGAACAUGCUUAAAGGAUUGGCCCGAAGAGCAAAUUCUUUCCUUUACGCUUGUGAAUCUCUUUUCACUUUGUAUCUCAUGAAAUACCCAUUUGGAUCUAUUGAUAAAUUCUGGGCCCUUCACAAAAUUCAGCAGCUAAGAUGGGCUGUAUCAGAGGUACAACAUCAUGAUGGUAUAACUGGAACGGAAUCUCCCAAAGUGAGAGAUAUGUACAUGGAUCACCUACUGCAAGGGAUGAGCGCUGUGAAAUUGGUAAUGGCUGCCAUAUUUCAAGAAACUCUGAAUGGUGGGAAGAGUAAAUUUGAUUAUUCUCUUCCUUACAGACAGGACACCAGAAAUAGAGAGGAUGAUUCUUUAGAGAUCACAGUAUACAAUCCUCUUGGAUGGAACAUCACAACGAUAGUUAAUAUCACAGUUGCUGAUUCAGUGGUCAAUGUGUAUGACGAUGCCGGAAAUGCUGUACCAUCGCAGAUACAGAAAUCUGCCGGCUCUAACAGCUCUUUUGAUCUGUAUGUUCUCGUAAGGCUGGGUGCUCUCAGUUAUCGCAGGUACUUAGUAAAAGCAACAAAAUCAAUUUGCACCAAGGGACUAGAAGGCCAAUGUACUAAAGAACCAACCUCGUACAUGGGGAAAGAGAUUGCAUUUGACAGAAAAUUGGUUGGCAAAUUGAAAAAUCGAGGCCUUAGACUGUUCCCAUUGAUGAAUGAGUGCUAUUUAUUGUUGCUCAACAAAGAUACUAACCUGUUGCACAGCAUCACCAACAGGUCCUCCCAGAAAACUGUCAAAAUAAAGCAGGAAUUCUUGGAGUACCAUGCUAAUGGAGAUGUAAAACGGGGCCCAAUUUCCGAUAAUUACAUAUUCACACCAAAUGGACCCGCAGUGACAGUGUCAAAGUCUGUUGGAAUAGAAAUCAUUACUGGAACACUAGUAACCGAAAUGAGGCAGUACUUUUAUAGCCAUGAGUCUGCCCUGGCAAAUGAAUACCAGUAUGCAAUAUUCACGAGGAUCUAUAACGUACCCAAAGGGUAUGAUGGAUCACAAUUGUGCCGUAGAAUUGAGCAGGAGUAUAUUGUUGGGCCACUAGACUUAAACAAAGAAGCAAUUUUAAGGAUGACUACAGAUCUAAAAACAGAUAGGACCAUUUUCACUGAUGGUAAUGGUUACCAGAUGAUGAAGAGACAGUAUAAGGUUCACACCAACAAUACUCUGGCCAGGAACUACUACCCUCUUGUAAGGACAGCUUAUAUUGAGGAAAAUGGCACAAGGCUCGUUAUGAUAUCUGAGAGAGCACAUGGUAUUUCCAGCCAGGCUGAUGGGCAAGUGGAGAUAAUGCUUCAUCGAAGAUUGUGGAACAACAAGGAGUGGAACCUGGCCUACAACCUUACACUGAAUGACACCUCUAUUGUCCGUCCACUUUUCUGGCUAAUGGUCGGUUCAAAGUCCACAACCUCUUCCUUGUACCAGAGCGGGUUGGCUCUCGAGUUUAGACCUGUCGUUGCAUUUGGGCCUGCCUCGGGUAAAGCAGUACUUAUCCAACCAAACAAAUCACAUGGUGACAAUGAAGCAAAUUACUUCUCUCUGCCAUACAACCUUCAUCUUCUAACACUUUCCGUGCCUGGGUGGCGAUACAAUUCAAACCACAAUGAACAUCUACAAAAUUUAAUUCGAGGUAAACGGUCUAAACCAGACUUAAGCCGGGUUCUGCUGAGAAUUCUGCAUUUAUAUGAGGUGGGAGAAGACCGUGUGCUAUCCCAACCUGUGACAGUCAAUUUGAAGGAUUUGCUGAAACCGUUGGGAACAGUGGUAUCUAUAGAAGAGCGCUCGCUCACAGGAACCUGGAAUGUUGACGCCCUCCAACGUUGGAAGUGGAGAACGGCACAGCAACAUGACAUGGAUCUUCACAAUUCUGCAAGUCCGACUGAAGGAUUUACUGUCACCAUUCAUCCCAAGGAGCUGAGAACUUUUUUUGUGUACUUCAAGAAGUGAAAAAAAAGACAAGUGAUGUCUUAAAACCAAUCUCCCCUCACGGUGCUGCUUAAUCAUUUGAGUUCCUUCCCAGAUUGUUUGUUGCUCCAAACUCCAGCAUCUGCAGGCUCUUCUGUCUCCAACCUUAAAAUAAAAUUCUUGUUUACGUGAAAAUUUAAAAAAAUACAUCAAGAUGAAGCCGGCAGCCUUAUCUAGAAGUUUACCAGUGAAGAUUUUAAUACUACCGUGUUUUUUUUUAGGUAUUUGAUUCAAAAUUAAUGUGUAAAUUAUUUUAUAUAAAUGUGAUUGUACCUGAAAGAAUGGAGGACAAGUUGUUUGAUAAAUGAAUUUGGCACUUGAGUGCCAUCAGUUGAGAGGUAACUGCCUUCAAUAAAGCAUGUUCUGAUGGUAA